This is a messenger RNA of Jaculus jaculus (lesser Egyptian jerboa), 255 nucleotides long. RefSeq names its product 40S ribosomal protein S27-like. Gene Ontology annotation, biological process: translation; ribosomal small subunit assembly. The record is from RefSeq and is a predicted model, not a curated record. Gene Ontology annotation, cellular component: cytosolic small ribosomal subunit; ribosome. Gene Ontology annotation, molecular function: structural constituent of ribosome; RNA binding. The coding region runs from base 1 to 255 and encodes 84 amino acids. NCBI's taxonomy places the organism in Eukaryota, Metazoa, Chordata, Mammalia, Rodentia, Dipodidae. The transcript has a single exon.
AUGCCUCUUGCCAAGGAUCUCCUUCACCCCACUCCAGAAGAGGAGAAGAGGAAACACAAGAAGAAGCACCUGGUGCAGAGCCCCAAUUCCUACUUCAUGGACAUGAAGUGCCAAGGAUGCUAUAAAAUCACCAUGGUUUUCAGCCAUGCACAAAUGGCAAUUUUGUGUGUCAGCUGCUCCACUGUCCUUUGCCAGCCUACAAGAGGAAAAGCAAGGCUCACAGAAGGAUGUUCGUUCAGGAGGAAGCAGCACUAA